Molecule: messenger RNA, 1059 nt
Organism: Aspergillus clavatus NRRL 1
Lineage: Eukaryota; Fungi; Ascomycota; Eurotiomycetes; Eurotiales; Aspergillaceae
Gene: rmtA
Product: protein-arginine omega-N methyltransferase HMT1
Exons: 6
Coding region: 1-1059 (352 amino acids)
Biological process (GO): peptidyl-arginine methylation
Cellular component (GO): nucleus
Molecular function (GO): protein-arginine N-methyltransferase activity
Source: RefSeq, a predicted model, not a curated record
AUGGAGGGUAUCGAAAGACAACAGUCCGCAGAGCCUUCGGCCAUGAUUACCAGCAGUGCUGAGCGUAUGGUGGGCAUGGACCACGCUGAAGUUCGCUACUUCACAAGCUAUGAUCACCACGGCAUUCAUGAGGAGAUGCUCAAAGAUGAUGUUCGUACUCGGUCGUACCGCGAUUCCAUCUACCAAAACCGUCACAUCUUCAAGGAUAAGGUUGUGCUCGAUGUCGGAUGCGGAACUGGUAUUCUCAGCAUGUUUGCCGCCAAGGCGGGUGCCAAGCACGUAAUUGGCGUUGACAUGUCCUCGAUCAUCGAGAAGGCGCGCGAGAUCGUUGCGGUCAAUGGCUUGUCGGACAAGGUCACUCUUCUCCAGGGCAAGAUGGAAGAGGUUGUACUCCCCUACCCCGAGGUUGAUAUCAUCAUCUCCGAGUGGAUGGGUUACUUCCUUCUUUACGAGAGCAUGCUUGAUACUGUUCUCUACGCUCGGGACCGUUACCUGGUCCCCGGUGGUAAGAUCUUCCCCGACAAGGCGACCAUGUACUUGGCCGCGAUCGAGGAUGGCGAGUAUAAGGAUGACAAGAUCGGAUUCUGGGAUAACGUCUACGGCUUCGACUACAGCCCCAUGAAGGAGAUCGCCCUCACAGAGCCCCUCGUCGACACAGUCGAGCUGAAGUCCCUGGUCACGGAUCCUUGCUCUAUUAUCACCUUCGACCUCUACACGGUCACCAAGGAGGACUUGGCUUUCAAGGUCCCCUUCUCUCUCCCCGUCAAGCGGAGCGAUUUUAUCCAUGCCAUCAUCGCGUGGUUCGAUAUUGAUUUCACUGCUUGCCACAAGCCCAUCAGCUUCUCCACUGGCCCUCAUGCCAAGUAUACCCACUGGAAGCAGACUGUGUUGUACCUCCGCGAUGUUCUCACCGUCGAGGAAGAGGAGGCAGUGACCGGUGUGUUGGAAAACAAGCCCAACGACAAGAACAAGCGUGAUCUCGAUAUCCACAUUUCCUACAAACUGGAGACCACCGACAGACUGCGUUAUGCGGAGGGCGAGUGCUUUUACAGAAUGUAG